AUGAUAGUAGUGUACGGAAAACCGAAAUCGUUCAAAAGCGUACAAACGAACUCGAGUGUCUCGUGGGAUGAUUGUGUGAAAUUGUGCUGGAGCAAUUCUAGCUGUGUGGUCAGUUUUGUAAAUGAUUUUCGCUUUACAAAACAUUUUGAGUUGGCCUAUGAUAAAAAUAACACUUGUCAAUGGUUUAAGUACGGAAACAUCAGCACAGUUACUCAGACAACUAAGACUCAAGGGUUUAAGGUUGCUUUCAAGGUACACCUUAAACAUAAAUUGUUAGAAGAAUGUAAUGUUCACAGAUUAACAUAACAUCCGCAACGUGUCCAACUGGAACCAAUCCACCAACUUUCAACAAUAAAACCGCGUCGGUUUCGCUGGAAACUCCAGAUGAAGUGACGCAGAUUCCUAUACGAGUGAAUUAUACUAUAAAACUGGUCAAUGGAACUUGGACGUUCACCUUUGUUGGUAAGUAGACGCACAUUUUGGAAAGUUUAGAAACUCCAAAGUUCAGUUAAAAACGCGUGUCCCUUACCGCAAUAUUCGUUCACUCGGCGCCCAUCAAUGGAUUGGUGUCUUCUGCCGUUGUACACGAAUAUCUCGCAGAGUUAUGAUGAUGCCGUAGCCGGAUGCGCAACCCAGGGAUGCAUUCUGACUGGGGCUUCGAAUGCCGACGAAGUCGAGUAUCUUGUUGGUCAGUCCCUUUGCGAAAAUUAGCAAAAUCGCAAAAUAUUUUAGUGAGUGCAAAGUUGAUCCGUACUUACACUAUUUCAAGAAACAUCUAUCUACGAAUUGAUGGAGUCAGAUCGACAAAAUGUCAAUCAACCCCAAAAACUGCUGCUUGCAAGACAUCAAGUGUAAGUUGCACAUAAUAUAUCAAAGCUUGAAACUUAUAUCAUCAGGGCUUUACAUACGGCGACUCGAGCUCCAAAACUAUUGACUAUUAUAAUUGGGUGACCAACGCUGGCGCUCAAGCGAGUACCGGAGACAAUUGUCUUGUGGUACGGGCUAAUGGAACGAGUUCUAUACUUGAGGAUGUUCGGAGGUAUGUAAUAGGCUUCAAGCAACACAACAUAAUGGUAAUUUCAGCUGUACCAGCACAACUGCUCUACCCGUUUAUGGCUUUGUUUGCGGAAGGCAAGCUUGGGUUUGGUGA
This is a messenger RNA of Caenorhabditis sp. 36 PRJEB53466, 1150 nucleotides long. Lineage: Eukaryota; Metazoa; Nematoda; Chromadorea; Rhabditida; Rhabditidae. The record is from the annotation of a GenBank genome assembly.